ACCCUGUGGAUGCAGGUGCCGUUCACCGGGAAUAGGGGACCGGAAUGGAGUCUAUUUCUAAGCAACCGCUGGUAACGUCACCGCUGGUCGAAAGAACUGUUUAAAAUCAUUUCACUACAAUGUACACGGGCAAAGAUCAUGGAAUGACGAUGGGACUUUCCCUUUUUUGAAGAGAGGAGUAAAGUAAAACUGUCCUUGACAACGACUAAUAAAAGCUUAAAUGGCAUCCAUGUGCAAAUGCUGCAGGAAAAACGAGAGAGUCCAUGAUCUGAUUCAAGUUAGAGAAGCCCUAAAUGUCACCCCACAGCCAGAACAGCCACAAGAAGAGGUGGCAGAACAAUAUGGAUGCCUUACGAGAUUUCUCAUAUAUGGUCUACUAGGAGGCUCUGUAAUGAUAAUUCUAGUUGUGGUGUUAUCAGUUGCAUUGACUUUGGAAAAUUCAAAAGAUCUAUCAAAACAAAGAGAUGAACUGCCAAUAAACAAGUCGUUAGAAUGGUCAGAAUGGGGAGUAUGCAGUAGGACAUGUGGCAAUGGUACUCGUACCCGCCAGCUUGACUGUAGCACCACCACAGGACCUUGUAAUAGCAGUAUCCUCGAUACACAGGAUUGUAAUAACUAUGUGUGCCCAACAGACUUUAGUCAGUGGGGCCUUUGGUCAUCGUGUAGCGUAACAUGUGGAGGAGGGUUGCAAGAACGUAAUAGGACAUGUAUUGUUGAAGUCUGUUCAAAUGCCAGAAAAGAAAUCAGAGCUUGUAACCAACACCAUUGCGACUUUAGUCCUUGGAACCUUUGGUCUUCGUGUAGCGUAUCAUGCGGAGGAGGGUUGCAAGUACGUAAUAGGACAUGUACCAAUCAAGACUGUUCUGGGGUAAGACAAGAAAAAAGAGUUUGUAAUGAGCAAACUUGUGACUUUAGUCAGUGGAGUCCUUGGACUUCAUGUAGUGUGACAUGUGGAGAGGGAUCUCAGUCGCGUAUUCGAAUAUGUAGGAUUCAGGCAUGUUCAGGAAUCAGUGAAGAGAACAGAGCUUGUACUCAGCAACCUUGCGAGUUUGGUGAUUGGGGCCCAUGGUCUACUUGUACUGCCUCCUGUGGGGGAGGUUGUCAGUCGCGUAAUAGGACGUGUAUUGUUCAACAGUGUUCAGGAAUCACACAAGAGAACAUGAUUUGUAAUGAACGAUCUUGUGAAGGAAAUUUAAUUUGUUCAAGAAAAACUCUCAAUAUCUGUUCAAGCUACCUAAAAACCUGGAAAGUUAGGGAACUGAACCCAGCUUACAUUACAUUAGAUAGGUGCACUCUUGAUGAUAUGUCUGAUGUGUCAGAAUUAUUACUGCUAGUUGGCCGAUCAGAAAAUAUCGAUGACUAUGGAAAAUACGAAGUCGUCAAAGUAAACACGUGCGCUGCGCGAAGUUGUGUUGUUCCUUUAGCUUCCCCAUUAUCCAAGCUGUAUAAUUUAUCAAGUAAGCCAUGUGAAAUCAUUGCUCAGGGUCUUGUCAAAUUUGACAAUGUAACUCUGACGCACUGGUGUACGUUGACUUGCCAUACACAAUCGGGUUCCUUGGGAAGUAUUCUGGCUCUACGAGCUACGAAUAUGAUAAUUGAUAGCACUUCACAGAUAGAUGUCACUGGAAAAGGUUUCAUUGGAGGAAUUGGAGGAGGCACUGACGGAAGCGGAGGUCAUGGAGGAGAAACUUUUAGAUGUCAACGUGGAUAUAUUGGAAAAGGGGGAAAUGGUGGUCAGGAUGGAGGAGGAGGAGGAGGAGCUGGGGACGGUAUGCACAAUAUACAUAUAUGUUAUUUACCAGCCAGGAGGUCCGGAUAGGGACAAACUGUGCCCGUGGUCUUGAAUUUAAGAACCGAGGCCAUAUCUUUUUUGUUGUUGUUGUUGUUGUUUUUUUUGUUUUUUUUUUGUUUAGCGGCAAAGGAUACCGGAUCGCGAGCGCGGGCAGAUAUUAACAAAAUACCGCCCGAUCAAACAGCCAAUCAGAACGCACGAUUUUUUAGGAUACCGGACCGGRAAAAAAUAAUUAAUAAUACUUAUAUACGCGCAUUACAAACUAAAAUAGAAAUAUAAAAAUAUGAAUUACGAUCUAAAAAACAUACCAUGUAGGCCCKUUGCAUCAGCCCCAAAGCAGUGUAACCAGGAGGGCAAGCAACGAACUAGCAAGAAUCUCRAGACAUCUAUGUUCGAUGGCAAAUCGGGUUUUCGGAAGCAUGACAAAAAAUGAAGCACUUGAUCAUGGGAAAGGAAGCUUAGCUGCAAUAAACUUGAUAAUUUAUAGCGGUAUCUAUGCMCAGCACAUCAUUUAGCAAAAGCGUUUUUCUUUUGAUUUCAAGGUUUACAGUUUGGAGGUCCAGGAGGCGAU
Messenger RNA from Actinia tenebrosa (Australian red waratah sea anemone), 2363 nucleotides. RefSeq lists its product as uncharacterized. The record is from RefSeq and is a predicted model, not a curated record. NCBI's taxonomy places the organism in Eukaryota, Metazoa, Cnidaria, Anthozoa, Actiniaria, Actiniidae.